UACUGCUCCACUACCUCAUCGAUGCCUUGCUACAUUUAUUAAAAUUAAAAUUCCAUAAUAAUACACAAUCUAUACCAAAUUCUAAACCAAAUUCCAACCACCCCAAUUUCAUUCAUUCAGAUACCAUUUCUAAACAGAUUACACAUUCAUAGCUUAAUCAUAUUCAUAUAGAUACUCUGUUUUUACUUUUCAUUCUCAAAUAUUAAUUAGUACCUUAAUUUUGACCUUUCUCAUCAUGCUAUAUGGUUAGUACCUUCAAAGAUAAUUCUUAUAUGCACCCUACUACUAACUCCCACCAAAACAUUGCUCCUUCCAUUUCACGUUUCGUCACUUUAUACGUUUCAAUCUUCCAUUUUCUGUUAGAUUCAUCUCAUACAUCACGUGACUAUUAUUUACCCGUUUCUCUAAAAACAAACAAAUUCCUAAUACCCUAUCAAGGUUUUGCAAAACAAGAAAGAAAGAAAAAAAAUCAAUUGAGAUGAAAAAGAGUCCAAGUUCCAGAAAUUUAACAAAUCCAAUUAGUAAAUGGUUUUCUGAUAUUAAUUGGCGUUUUGUUAUUCUGAUUAUUCCUCUGUUUUCUUUUAUCAUAUUCUUCUCUUUCCAUGCACCAAAUUUAAACGCUCUUUCAUCUUUUUCUUCCGUUAAGAAUCUUCUUUUCGAUAUUCCUCUUCAGAAGGUUAAGAAUGGAUUAUUUAUCAACACUGUUAAUAAUUCACCUACGAAGGAUGAAUUGUUACGAUCGAAAAUUGCGGUGUGUUUGGUUGGUGGUGCUAGAAGAUUCGAAUUAACUGGACCUUCAAUAUUGGAUAUGAUAUUGAAAGAGUAUCCGAAUUCGGAUCUUUUUCUGCAUAGUCCGUUAGAUAAGGAUUCAUUCAAGUUUUCAUUGUUGAAGUUUGCGCCGAAAGUUGCCGCCAUUAAAAUCUUUCAUCCUCAACCGUUGCCGGAGAAUGAGUCGUUUGUUCAUGUUCUCACGGCGGAUAACUCUCCUAACGGAAUCCAGGGACUUAUUCAAUAUUUUGACUUGGUGGAAGGAUGCCUAACAAUGAUAAGAUCACAUCAAGUGAAGAACAACAUAACAUACGAUUGGAUUAUUCGAACCCGAGUAGAUGGUUAUUGGAAUGGUCCACUCAGCCCAGAAAAUUUUGUCCCGGGGAAAUACCUUGUCCCACCCGGUUCAUCAUACGGUGGACUCAAUGACCGGUUUGGUGUCGGUGACUUUAAAACCUCAACAAUAGCUUUAUCUCGUCUCUCGCUCGUUCCAAAACUAGAUUCUGCUGGAUUCACAAAUCUCAAUUCAGAAUCUUCCUUCAAAGCCCAACUCACUACUCAAAAUGUAAGCUACCAAACCAAACGUCUCCCAUUUUGCAUUGUUUCAGACCGAAAAUAUGAUUUUCCACCGGCCCGCUAUGGUGUACCGGUUGCGGCAUUGUCGAGUCCCGGUCCAUUAAGUGGAACUAAGUGUAGACCAUGUAGACCGGCUUGUGUAGGCGUGUGCGUGGAAAAUGUGAUGAUGUGGGUUGAGAAAGGGUGGAGUUGGACCGAUUGGGCCGAUGGGUCACUUGAGUUGUGCGAUGCUCAUGGUAGUUGGGAAAAUGGUUGGGAAAAGAUUUUUGAUAGAGUUGCUGGAAAAAAAUUUGCUAAUGCUAGGAAGAGAAUUCACAAUUUGAAAUUUAAUGAUUGUGUUCGAGAUUUCAUUCAGUUGAAAAAACUCGCUGCUCAAUGGAAUGCACCUCCUAUAGAAGAAAUUUGUACUUUGGGGUUAACUCAUUCUUGAGCAAAAUUGAUUAACAGCUAUUUUAGCAUUUAGUAAACAAAAUUGGAGAUCAUAGGAAAGAAGAUACAAUUUUUAUUUGAUAUUUGGAUUUUUAUUUUAAAUUUUUAUAUACUAGUAGGCAUGAUAUACAUACAGAGGAUGUAGGCAUGAUAGAGAGGAUAUGAGAUAAUGUUGAUAUUGGAAUUAGCUUUUUUAUUUUAAACUAUAAUUAAGCGCUUUUAUUUUUAUCAUGUGUUA
Trifolium pratense (red clover) is the source of this 2011-nucleotide messenger RNA. RefSeq lists its product as uncharacterized. The coding region runs from base 479 to 1774 and encodes 431 amino acids. The transcript has 2 exons. The record is from RefSeq and is a predicted model, not a curated record. NCBI's taxonomy places the organism in Eukaryota, Viridiplantae, Streptophyta, Magnoliopsida, Fabales, Fabaceae.